Molecule: messenger RNA, 2615 nt
Organism: Lycium barbarum (goji berry)
Lineage: Eukaryota; Viridiplantae; Streptophyta; Magnoliopsida; Solanales; Solanaceae
Product: H/ACA ribonucleoprotein complex non-core subunit NAF1
Exons: 4
Coding region: 132-2261 (709 amino acids)
Biological process (GO): pseudouridine synthesis; ribosome biogenesis; box H/ACA snoRNP assembly
Cellular component (GO): sno(s)RNA-containing ribonucleoprotein complex
Molecular function (GO): RNA binding
Source: RefSeq, a predicted model, not a curated record
UUAAGAAUCGUUUAUUGCUGAAUCAAAGCGCCCCAAAAAUCUCGCAUACAACACUUUCAGUACAUUUAUAAAGUCAGGUAUUCUCCUAUUAUUAAAACUUACUAUGAAAACCCAAUUUCUGUCGCUUGAACAUGGUGAAUUUUCUUUACAAUACCACAAGUGAAGAGGUUGAAGAAGAUAAAAAGAACCAACCUUUUUCAGAGUUACUUUCUGUCCCUGAUUUUGACGAGUUUUCUUUGUCUUUUGCUGAUUCAUUUCUUGAUUUUGAUUCCCUCAGCGAUUUAAUAUCAGAUAGCCCUAUGUCUGAUAAAAAACAAGAACCCAUUGAGCUUAGUUCUGUUGAAGUUGAGUUGAACAAUUUGGACAAGAAUAAUGGUGGGAUUUUUGAGAAAUUUGAAGUUCAAAGUGAGGUUCCUUUGAGUUGUUUGAAUCAAGAAAAGACUGAAAGUGGGGUUUCUGAAAAUGGUUUGGAUAAGGGAAGUGAUGGGAUAAUAGAGAAAGUUGAGUUGCCUGUAGUGGAGUUGGGGAGAGUUAGUAUAACUGAUACAGAGAAUGAAAAAGUUGCUAUAAGUAGUAAGGAUGAGGAAAAAAUUGUUAAUGAGUCUGGUGUUAGUGGAAGUAUAGCGAAUAACGAGUUAAAAGGUGAUACGGAGUCUGGAAGUGCAAGUGAAAGUGAAAGUGCAUCGUCUUCCUCAGCGGCGUCUAGUAGUGAUGAGGAAGAAGAUGAGAGUAGUUCGAAUGAGGAAGAAGAAGAAGGGAAGGUGGAUAUGGAAGAAGGGGAGAUUGUAGGGUCUGAUCCUGAUGAGAUGGUUGCUUGGGAUGAUGAUGAGGAGGACACUGGUGCUAAGGGACCUAUCAAGUCUAAGAACGAGGUUCAGGUUCUACCUCCAGUUCCAGAAGUGACUGCAACCUUACAACCACAGCACCAGAUGCAGCCUGUAGGAGUUGUGACAUCGAUUCUCGGGGCCCAAGUUGUAGUAGAAGGGGUGGAGAAGCACACUCCUCUUUAUGAUGGUUCUAUUCUCUGGAUAACAGAAAGCAGAUCACCACUCGGUAUAAUAGAUGAGAUUUUUGGGCCUGUCAAGAACCCGUACUACAUUGUAAGAUACAAUUCUGACAAUGAAGUUCCCCCUGGAAUCCACCCAGGCACCUUGAUCUCAUUCGUCCCUGAAUUUUCAAGUCAUAUCUUAAAUGACAACAGUCUCUACAAGAAAGGGUAUGAUGCAUCUGGCGAAAAUGACGAAGAGGUGUCCGAGGAUGAAUUUUCAGAUGAUGAGAAGGAGGCUGAAUACAAGAAAAUGCUGAAAAUGAAAAAGAGGGGCGUCACAAAUGACCAGAAACCAGGAAACAAGAAAAAAGACAAAAGGAAUCUCAAAAAUCGAUCUCAGAACUGGAAACAACAUGAUCAAGGUGCGGCUACAGAUGUGCAACAUGAAAAUGGUAAACCAUCAGUUGACCAAAGUCAACGUUUUAUCCCAGCUGCUUCUGGUCCAUUGGAUCAAGGCAUUCGUCCAAACGCCUCUCUUCAAGGACAUGGAAAGAAUAUUACGCCUCCAUUCCCUCAUAUGGAAAAUCCCCUUGGCUUAGCAGCACCGUCAAAUGGAGUUUGGAAUAACGGAAUCCCAUAUCAGCAGCCCCAGAAUAUGGGCUUUCCUAACGGACUGCCGAAUAUGGGUAUGCCAUGGGCCCAACAAGGUCAUCCGCAGCAAAUGUUUCAAAUGCCUACGCCAAAUGCAUUACCUUUUGAGCAGCAAAUAAAUCCAAAUCUUCCCUCUGGCUUUAUGUUCCCAGGUGGACUACCGAAUUUUGGUGCAGGGCCUUCAUUUGCACCUUGGCCUGCCUUAGGACAAAAUGUUUUUGGUCAAACACCUUUGCCAAUGGGCUUACCAGGCCAAUUUACUCCUACACCCAUGAAUUUUGGAGGUCAAGUACCAGCAAAUGGACCACAAUCAGGACAGAACAACAAUUCACAAUUUACCUCUACACUCAUGAAUUUUGGAGGUCUAGUACCAACAAAUGGACCACGGUCAGGACAGAACAACAAUUCACAACCAGGCCAAUUUACUCCUACACCCAUGAAUUUUGGAGGGCAGGUACCAGCAAAUGGACCACAAUCAGGACAGAACAAUAAUUCAGGUCCUGGCUAUAAUAAUGGUUCUCCAAAUUUCAAUCGAGGCGCUCGUUCUGGUGGUGGUCGGAGAGAGAAUCACAGGGGUGGUGGCCGUUUUGGUGGUAGGAGAGGCAGGUCACAACGUAACUGAAGAGUUUCAUGUGAUGAUGAAGAAGAACGAGCAAGUCGUAGGGUGUACAGGGAGGGGAUGUUCUCGUUCUCCGACAUGUAAAGGUUGCACCACCUGUGUUUGUUUUGGUUGCCAGAUAUGUCGAUUUUCAGAUUGCAUUUGCCAGACGUGCAGUGAUUUCACAAGGAAUGCAAAAGCCUGAUUAUUCUAUAAUUUGUUUCCAAUUUAAUGGGGUAUGUUUUCCUCAUCAUUAAUUCAUUUAAACCCCUGCUGUCCAUGUUUUUGUUGACUAUUAAACCCAAAUUUACAUUUACAAUCAAAGGCUUUUCUCUCUAUAAUAUAUUUGUGCAUCUGCAUCAUGCAUGCAUGCUAAGA